AUGGACGCGCUCUGCCAGCCACCCUUCACGUUCGUGGUGGCAGGAAAGAAAAUGGAGCUCGACUCGAUGGGGUCACUCCUCAACUUUGACAAGAUGAAGGAGAUGGGCUGGCGCAAAACCACCAUCCAAGAUGUCGCGGUGAUGCACGGCGACGAGUCGCAGGUGCAUGUCAGCGCGAUUCUGGAGCGCCACAUGGCCGAUGGUGCGAUUGAGGAGACGUGCUCCGUCUUCUUCCUUACCAAGGUGGACGAGCACUACAGGCUUAUGGUCGGUGGGAAUGCCACGGCAGGCGGCAGCACCCUCGUCGGCGCCAUUUCCGGGAAAUGA
This is a messenger RNA of Emiliania huxleyi CCMP1516, 327 nucleotides long. RefSeq lists its product as hypothetical. The record is from RefSeq and is a predicted model, not a curated record. The transcript has a single exon. Bases 1 to 327 code for a protein of 108 amino acids. NCBI's taxonomy places the organism in Eukaryota, Haptophyta, Isochrysidales, Noelaerhabdaceae.